This is a messenger RNA of Trachemys scripta elegans, 818 nucleotides long. It is a transcript of the gene DNAJC30, whose product is annotated as DnaJ heat shock protein family (Hsp40) member C30. The coding region runs from base 1 to 606 and encodes 201 amino acids. The transcript has a single exon. NCBI's taxonomy places the organism in Eukaryota, Metazoa, Chordata, Testudines, Emydidae. The record is from RefSeq and is a predicted model, not a curated record.
AUGGCGCCGGCUCCCGCUCCCGCCGCUCGGGGCUGGCCCCGCGCCCUCCUGGGCCGCGUCCUGCCCGCCCGGCCCUACGGCCGCAGCGCCGCCGGCGGGGGCCCGGCCCGGGCCGCGGGGCUGUACGAGCUGCUGGGCGUGUCGGCCAGCGCCACGCAGGCGCAGAUCAAGGCGGCCUAUUACGAGCAGAGCUUCCGCUGCCACCCGGACCGCAACGCGGGCAGCGAGGAGGCGGCCGCGCGCUUCACCGCGCUGCACCAGGCCUACGCCGUGCUGGGCAGCGCCGCCCUGCGCCGCAAGUACGACCGGGGCGCGCUGAGCCGCGAGGAGCUGAGCUCGGCCGGGAGGCCCUCGGCCCGCGCGCCCGGCCAGCGCAGCGCGGCCGCCCGCCGCCCCCCCGGCGCGCCCGUCUUCGACUUCGACGCCUUCUACCGCGCCCACUACGGCGAGCAGCUGGAGCGGCAGCAGCUGCUCCGCGAGCGGCGCCAGCAGCGCAAGCGGCAGCAGGAGGAGGCGGCCAGGAGGUGGCAGGGGGAGAGGCUGAUGGAGUUCUCGGUCUCCGUGUUCCUGUUCUCCGCCCUGGUGCUGCUGUUCGGCAUGAGGUGAAGCCCCGGAGCUCCCCGACCUGCCGGAAAGCGGCCUGGCUAAAUGCGCCGCACCCCCGGACUUGGCCCAAGGGUUUGGCUGUGCCGACGGACAGGCCCACACGGGGAAGGGGAGCUGCGGAGAUCUCUACGAUUCGGUCGUUAACGAGCCUCGUGCUUUUGCAAGGACGCCUUAGGGCAGCUGAAAUGCCAUUAAAAUAUCUUCACAAAUCG